AUGAAAGCAAUUAUCAGUGAGCGUUAUUGUGUGAUUGAAGGGUGGAUCGUCGAUCAGGUUGACCGUAUUAUCGUUCCAAAGUCGAAGAUUGUGAAAAAUCUGGUUCCAAAGAAGCUUGAACUUCUCAACAGACAGUUUUUAAUAGACUUUAAGAAUGUCGAUCUCUCCCAGAGUGUAAUUUACGAAUAUACUUCGCAAGAAUUACAUGAUUUGAUAGAUAAAGAGUUCUAUGAAUUUUCCGAAUUGCUAGAUGGUAGGAUAAUUAACAAAGACGGAAGGAUAUACCAGAGAAGUAAAACAAAAAUUAAGAGGACCUUCACUAAAAGAUGUCAUCGUGUCUCUAUACAUGGUAGACAAUACGUCUACUUGUUGAAAUCACAAGCCAAUCUUGCUCAUAUUCCAAAUAUGGCCGAAGUACUUACCAAUGCGGAUAAUGCAAAAGAUAACCAUGUUCUCUCAAUGCUCGUCAGGACAGCCGCGUCGAACUUUACACCAGAACAAUAUAAAUUAAUUCAAGAUUUUAACUCUGAAAUUAUGGUACCUUUUUGUGUCGAACUUCUGAAGAAAGAGUACAACAGAGCCAUCGAAAGUGAUGAACCUUUCUUAGACACAGAUAUGGAUGUGAGUACCAAAGCUUUUAUCGAGAACAUAGAUAAUACAACAUUUGACGAAUAUGGAAAUUAUUUGGCACCUGCAUUGUAUUUUUUUCUCAAUAGAGGGAAUCCUUCAAUAUUCCUUUCUGACGAUUUCGUAUCACCCAAAAAACGGAAAUAUGAUGAACCUUGA
Kazachstania africana CBS 2517 is the source of this 786-nucleotide messenger RNA. RefSeq lists its product as uncharacterized. The record is from RefSeq and is a predicted model, not a curated record. Bases 1 to 786 code for a protein of 261 amino acids. Lineage: Eukaryota; Fungi; Ascomycota; Saccharomycetes; Saccharomycetales; Saccharomycetaceae. The transcript has a single exon.